UCUUUAUUCCCUGCAUUUCUUCUCUGUGCUCACUGCCACACGCAGCUCAGCCUGGGCUGCACAGCCCGGUGUCAGGUGUGUCUCUGCUGACCUGGGUCUGCCUUCAGUGUGGACCUGCAUCUUCCCUGAAGCAUCUCCAGGGCUGGAGAGACGACUGCCGUGCACCGAGGGCUCAUCCAUCUGCAGAGCAGGGCAGUGGGAGGAGACGCCAUGACCCCCAUCCUCACGGUCCUGAUCUGUCUCGGGCUGAGUCUGGGCUGGAGGACCUGUGUGCAGGCAGGCACCCUCCCCAAACCCACCCUCUGGGCUGAGCCAGACUCGGUGAUCACCCAGGGGAGUCCCGUGACCCUCAGGUGUCAGGGGAGCCUGGAGACCCAGGAGUACCGUCUAUAUAGAGAAGAAAAAACAGCACCCUGGAUUACACGGAUCCCACAGGAGCUUGUGAAGAAGGGCCAGUUCCCCAUCCCAUCCAUCACCUGGGAGCACGCAGGGCGGUAUCGCUGUAUCUAUGGUAGCCACACGGCAGGCUGGUCAGAGCGCAGUGACCCCCUGGAGCUGGUGGUGACAGGAGCCUACAGAAAACCCACCCUCUCAGCCCUGCCCAGCCCUGUGGUGGCCUCAGGAGGGAAUGUGACCCUCCAGUGUGACUCACGGGUGGCAUUUGACGGCUUCAUUCUGUGUAAGGAAGGAGAAGAUGAACACCCACAAUGCCUGAUCUCCCAGCCCCGUACCCGUGGGUCAUCCCGGGCCGUCUUCUCCGUGGGCCCCGUGAGCCCGAGUCGCAGGUGGUUGUACCGGUGCUAUGGUUAUGACUCACACUCUCCCUAUGUGUGGUCUUUACCCAGUGAUCUCCUGGAGCUCCUGGUCCCAGGUGUUUCUAAGAAGCCGUCACUCUCAGUGCAGCCGGGUCCUGUCGUGGCCCCUGGGGAGAAGCUGAUCCUCCAGUGUGGCUCUGAUGCCGACUACAACAGAUUUGCUCUGUACAAGGAGUGGGGACGUGACUUCCUCCAGCGCCCUGGCCGGCAGCCACAGGCUGGGCUCUCUCAGGCCAACUUCCCCCUGGGCCCUGUGAGCCGCUCCUACGGGGGCCAGUACAGAUGCUCCGGUGCACACAACCUCUCCUCCGAGUGGUCGGCCCCCAGUGACCCCCUGGACAUCCUGAUCUCAGGACAGAUUCGUGCCAGACCCUUCCUCUCAGUGCAGCCGGGCUCCACGGUGGCCUCAGGAGAGAACGUGACCCUGCUGUGUCAGUCACAGGGAUGGAUGCACACUUUCCUUCUGACCAAGGAGGGAGCAGCUGAUCCCCCCCUGCGUCUAAAAUCAAAGCGCCGGUCUCAUAAGUACCAGGCUGAAUUUCCCAUGAGUCCUGUGACCUCAGCCCACGCGGGGACCUACAGGUGCUACGGCUCACUCAGCUCCAACCCCUACCUGUUGACUCACCCCAGUGACCCCCUGGAGCUCGUGGUCUCAGGAGCAGCUGAGACCCUCAGCCCGUCACAAAACCAGACAGACUCCAAGACUGGCCAACACCCACAGGAUUACACAGUGGAGAAUCUCAUCCGCAUGGGCGUGGCUGGCUUGGUCCUGGCGGUCCUCGGGAUUCUACUAUUUGAGGCUCAGCACAGCCAGAGAAGCCACCAAGAUGCAGCCGGCCGGUGAACAGCAGAGACGACAAUGCAUCCUUCAGAGUGGUGGAGCCUCAGGGACAGAUCUGAUGACCCCAGGAAGUUCUGGAGGACAAUCUAGGACCUCCGUUAUCUGAACUGUCUGCUGGUCACUUCCAAAGACAAGAAUCCAUAUUUGAGUGCAGGGAAACUGUCUGGGGUGAUUCCUAGAAGAUCAUUAAACUGUGAUACAUUUUUUUUAACUAUGAA
Cercocebus atys (sooty mangabey) is the source of this 1874-nucleotide messenger RNA. RefSeq names its product leukocyte immunoglobulin-like receptor subfamily A member 3. The record is from RefSeq and is a predicted model, not a curated record. Gene Ontology annotation, biological process: cytokine-mediated signaling pathway. The transcript has 10 exons. Gene Ontology annotation, molecular function: inhibitory MHC class I receptor activity. Bases 211 to 1659 code for a protein of 482 amino acids. NCBI's taxonomy places the organism in Eukaryota, Metazoa, Chordata, Mammalia, Primates, Cercopithecidae.